Bradysia coprophila is the source of this 3051-nucleotide messenger RNA. RefSeq names its product BTB/POZ domain-containing protein ribbon (gene rib). Gene Ontology annotation, cellular component: nucleus. NCBI's taxonomy places the organism in Eukaryota, Metazoa, Arthropoda, Insecta, Diptera, Sciaridae. Gene Ontology annotation, molecular function: DNA binding; protein binding. Gene Ontology annotation, biological process: regulation of transcription by RNA polymerase II. The record is from RefSeq and is a predicted model, not a curated record.
UGGUGUUACUGACUGUUGUGGAAAUUUGAAAACAGGCAGACAGUUUAGAAAGAAGUUUUGUUGAGUGUGGACAGAAAAACGUGAAAAACUGCAAUGUGUUAAUAUAGAUAGAUAGUUUUGGUCUGAUGUAUUUUUGGGUUAUAGGAGGAUAACAAGAAAAUAUUGUUUUAUGUGACUUAGAACAGAGAGCUUAUGAUGAGUUGAACAUUUAUUUUUUUGCCCAUUGAAAAGAGAGAACAACAAAAAAAACAACGAAAAUUUAAAUUAAUUUUUUAAGAGAAGAAAAUCAAAACAAGAGACAAAUUGUGAGUUUAAAAGAAAAAUUGGAAAAAUCAACGGAAAAGCAGAUUUUUUCGCAACAUUAAUCAAUUGAAUCGGAAAGUGUAAUUUCGGGACAAUAAUACGCCACACAGCCUCAACACAGAACACUAUUAUAAAACGAAAGAUCAAACAAAAUAAGAAAGAAAUUUUUUCAAUUUAUUUUGAUUUUAAUUUCGUUUUGAGUUUUUUUUUUAAUUUUAUUAUUUUUGGAUUAUUUAUAUUUCGGCUUAGCUGUGUGUGCGGUCAGUGCAAAAUUCAAAAUUAUUUUUUUUCGCCCCUCAAAAUUCUUCGUUUCAAUUCUUACGUUGGUUUUCUAACAAACAACCAAAACAACCGGAAAUACCGACAGUGAUAUUUUUAUUCGAACAAGAACAGACUUUUAAGUGGUGCAUAUACAUACUAUCAAAGACAUUUGUCCAUUAAAUUGAGUUGUAAAAUUUUUUUUUGGAUGAAAAAAACUUGAACUGUUCAAAUCAAAUCAAUGAAUCGUGUGUUAUGAAUCAUAUUGGAUUUUUUGCUCAACCAUUGGCAACGUGAAAACUUCUGCGGCUUUUAAUUACUAUUUUGAUGAUAUUUACAACUUAUUAACGACACACAACAACGAAAAAACAAACGACACAAAAUGGGUGGACCUGAAGGACAAACAUAUUGCCUACGAUGGAACAACCACAAAUCGAAUUUGGUCGAAAUAUUGGACGUGCUAAUUCAAAAAGAAUGUUACGUCGACUGUACCAUCUAUGUGGACGGUGGCGAACAGUUCAAAGCCCAUCGAGUGGUACUCGCAGCUAAUUCACCAUAUUUUCAAUCGAUCCUGCAGGACGUUCCAAUGGAUCACUGCAGCAUUUUAGUUCCUGGCGUGCAGCCAUUUGAAAUGCGUGCGCUCAUCGAAUACAUGUACACCGGCGAGGUGAAUGUCACUCAAUCGCAAAUACCUCGGAUAAUGACAAUCGCUAAACAGUUAGAGGUCAAAGGACUGUACGACAUGACCGAUCUGAAAGAUAAAUUCGAUAAAAUGGACGACACAGAACACUAUCCACACAACAAUCAUAAACAUAACGAUUUACAGUCAUCACCGAUCAUAUCAACGUCAACAAAUAUAGCGACCGCUCAAAGCAGUAGCUCAUCACCGCCAUAUAACUAUAAGCCAUAUUCGAAUCUAUUUUCCCCGAGUUCAGUUCCAAUGAUCAAAAACGAUCGUUCACAUCCGUGGUCAAUGUCGUCACAUCUGACGUCCGGCCUCCAUCCACCACCGCAUUUACAAAACGCAGCUGUCGCAAUGCUAAGUUCCGUUUACGAAUCCGGUUCGGAUAUGAAUCCGUUGAAAAGGAAAAAACUUCAGUCGAUCUCCAGCAUGCUCAUGUCCAACGAUACGCCGAUAUUGCGAAACGUUUUAGCUCAACCGAACGUAGCCGAUUCAUCACAGUCUGUGCCAUUGGUCGGUCCACCAAGUAACAAUGAAAGAAGUGGCAGGCAGAGCACACAUUCAAAUGGAACGGAUCAUUCAGAUAAGCAGAAACACAAAUACGAUGACCAUCCCCACUCGCCGUACACAGACAAAUCUUUCGAAGAAGACAACAUGGAAACUCAGAAUGAAUCACGAAUUGCGCCCUACAUCCCACAACAAAAGCCCGAAUGGAAACGCUACAAACAGUACACAAGGGGUGAUAUUCUUGCUGCCAUAGAAUGCGUCAAAAAUGGAAUGAGUGCGCUACAAGCGUCUCGCAAAUACGGUGUGCCAUCGCGAACACUCUACGACAAAGUCAAAAAAUUGGGCAUCACAACUGGCCGGCCAAUGAAUCGUACAAUGAAGCGAAGUAACAGCAACGGCAGUAGCCCAUCGGCACCAUUUCCAUACGGCCUGAGCGGUUGUGGCACGAGUAGUCCAUAUUCGGUAAAUGACAACCACCAGAACUAUUCGCAUGGUCACAAUCAGUCUCAAUCGAAUCUGCAUAAUGAUUCCGGCGACAGAGACAUUGAAUCGUGUGAACGUGACCAUCACAUUCCACCAUCCCAUCCAGCCGCAGCUCUGUUAGACGCUACAUUUUUACAACAGGCCAUGGAACGUGGCGGUGAUAUUGCCGGUCGUGAAGCUUUACAUGCGAUGGCUCUCGCAGCGGCUGCACACGCAGCUGUUAACGGCAUAUCGACGAGUCCGGGUACACACGGUACAGCACGAUCGCCGAGUCCAAGCAUGUUAAUGAAAUACAUGCGCGUGUCCAGUCCCAAUAAUCCAAACAAUCCGAUCAAUGUGGAACAGAGGGAACAGCGGGAGCAACGAGAGCAGCACGAGGACCGUGAACUACGCGACAACAAUCAACAUCGUUCGACACCCGACGACGAUGAGGUUGAAGACUUGUCGAUAGCGAAAAAGGAGAAAGAAAAUAGUGUACCGCAACAGUAUGGUGUUAUUGUGCCGCCGAUGACAAAGGUGACACCGCACCAUAAUGUCGAUUUGAUUAAGCGGGAAACAAUAGCUGAUGACGAUCCUCACAAUUAGGUAAAAUGAAUUGUUUUUUUGUUCUUUUGAAUCAUUUUGUUUCCUUGAAUUCUUUAUGAAGAAGAAAAAUUUUAAAAUGCGUUGAUGAUGUGACCAUAUCAUCGGUAAAAAUAUACCUCGUACUACACACAAGUUAUGAUUGAUAACAAAGUUUUUUUUUAAAUAUAUUUUUUAAAGUGAUGGAUCACGUUGAAUUGAGUAGCUCAAAAACGGAAAAGAAUUUUAAAUUUCUU